Fonticula alba is the source of this 636-nucleotide messenger RNA. RefSeq lists its product as hypothetical. The transcript has 3 exons. The coding region runs from base 1 to 636 and encodes 211 amino acids. NCBI's taxonomy places the organism in Eukaryota, Rotosphaerida, Fonticulaceae. The record is from RefSeq and is a predicted model, not a curated record. Gene Ontology annotation, molecular function: oxidoreductase activity.
AUGUCCCCGGCCCCCCGCAUCCUCGUCAUUUGCCACUCGCGCCAAGGCAAGACCGCGACUUUGGUGCUGAAUGCGGCCAAGGCCGCGGCCGCCGCUCUCGAUUCGACCGGCUCCGUGGACGUUCUCUGCCUGGAGGGCACCCCGGCCGAGGGCUUCCGCGCGGCCGGGCUGAACGUGGUAUCCCCCAAGCUCGACACCGAUGCCGGCCUCCGGGCCCUGGCCGAGUAUGACGGCUUUCUGCUGGCCUCGCCGGUGUCGGUCGGCGGGCACUCGGCCGCCCUGCAGGCUUUCCUGGAGCAAACCACGCCGCUGAUCGCCUCGGGGGCCCUGGCAUCGAAGCCGGCCUCCGUUCUUUUCUCCGCUGCCACUCCGUCCGGGGGAAUCGAGACGGCCAUUCGCAGCCUCCAUGCGGCCCUUGCCCACCAUGGCAUGCUCCUGGUGACUCCUUGCUUCCGGGGCAUGGACGACGACAUGCAGGCCGGGGUUUCCGCCUCGGCGGCCGCCUUUGUGGCCGUCACCGGCAUCGACGGCAACGCCCCAUUGAGUGAGGGUAGCCUGCGCGGCGCGGCGCGCGUUGGCACCACUCUAGCCGCCACUGCCCGUCGGCUUGCUGCCGGAGCUCGGGCCUCCCCUUGA